AUGUUGACGCUCGCGCUCAUCUUUGCCGCACUUGUGUGCACGGUCGCUGCGCGGCCUUCACUCAACUACCUGGAGAGUCACUUCACCGCCGAGAAUGAGUCAGAAGAAGUCCGCUCUGCCGCCAUCAAGAGGCUUCUGGAGGUUUUUGGGAUGGAGGACCCUCCUGCGAUCCACGGACACAAGCAGCCUCCACAGUACAUGCUCGAUCUGUACAACACGGUCGCUGAUGUGGAUGGUGUUACCAAGGACCCGUAUCUUCUGGAGGGGAAUACUGUGCGCAGUUUCUUCGACAGAUUGCGAAGUGAACAGGUGGAGUUCAGGUUCAACUUGUCCACGGUUGCAAGAACAGAGAAGAUCCUGACUGCAGAGCUUCAUUUGUUCAAGCUGCGACCACAGGCCACCUCAACAUUUAACAGACAUCACUUCUGCCAAGUCAGUGUUUAUCAAGUGCUCGACACCAGCAAAAGCAACAACACACUAGGGAAGAAGCUGCUGUCUUCUCGACUCAUCCCAGUCCACUCCACUGGUUGGGAGGUGUUCACCAUCACUCAGGCUGUUCGCUCCUGGAUGGUGGAUGAAGGCAACAACUUGGGCCUCCACGUAGUGGUUCAAACCCUGGGUGGGAGCAGGAUGGACUUGAAACUGAUCCGCUUUGCCUCGGGACGCAACCACCACCAGAGCAAACAGCCAAUGUUGGUUCUCUUCACUGACGAUGGACGCCGCUCUUCUGCUCCUGAGAUUACAGACCCAAAUGAUUUCGCAGCCACUUCCAGCCUGCCACACGCCCCCAUGUCGGGUCCACCCUCCCGCAGCGCUCGCUCCCUGGACUACAGCGACGAGGACGGCACGUCCAUGCCCUGCCAACGCCUGCCUCUCUAUGUGGACUUUGAGGAGAUUGGCUGGUCUGGCUGGAUCGUGUCUCCGCGCGGCUACAAUGCUUACCACUGCAAAGGCUCCUGCUCCUUCCCCCUGGGUCAGAACAUGAGGCCGACCAACCACGCCACCGUCCAGUCCAUCAUCAACGCACUGAAGCUGAUCAAAGGCAUCGAGACGCCGUGCUGUGUGCCGGACAAGCUCUUCUCCAUCAAUCUGCUCUACUUUGACGACGAUGAGAACGUGGUGCUCAAACAGUACAGCGACAUGGUGGCUGGAAGCUGUGGCUGCCACUGACGUUUCAGUCGUCACUGGCGGUGUGUGGCACCGUUUAAAUCCACUACGGGGACACAGACAGUCGUGCCGUGUGCCACAUGUGACAUGUAAUAUAUGUAAAUACCCUUAAAUUAUAAUAUAUGGCAGCGAUGGAAGUGACAGCCUGUGCGAAAGAUGUAAAUGUGUAUA
Messenger RNA from Solea senegalensis (Senegalese sole), 1338 nucleotides. Its product is annotated as bone morphogenetic protein 2-like. Gene Ontology annotation, cellular component: extracellular region. NCBI's taxonomy places the organism in Eukaryota, Metazoa, Chordata, Actinopteri, Pleuronectiformes, Soleidae. The coding region runs from base 1 to 1170 and encodes 389 amino acids. The record is from RefSeq and is a predicted model, not a curated record. Gene Ontology annotation, molecular function: growth factor activity; cytokine activity. The transcript is spliced from 5 exons. Gene Ontology annotation, biological process: SMAD protein signal transduction.